GAGACGGCGCCGGGAAUUAAAAAAAAAAAAAAAAAAACUAGUAGCAGAGCGUAUAUCUGCCGUCUUCUGUCCAUCCCUAUUCUAUGCGCAGGAGCUGUACCUUCAAUGGCAUCUGCGCUGGAUAUUGAGUGACCAGCGCCGGAAAUUGGUUGCCGGGUUGGUUUAGGCAGCCGUCGGACAUUCUGUGCUUGCGCUGUGUCUCUACCGGCAGGAAAACAACAACUUGUUUCUUGUAUGUGUGAGGUUCAAUAGAAUAAACCGUUGAACUGAGCUCCAGCGUUUUUUUUCUUCACGUACCAAAUUACCCUCUCUCGUCACACCUCACAACUCACAAACUUACUUUCAUGGCAAAUUUCAUGUCCAUGAUACCCAGAACUGGCAUGAAAGGCGCCGUUUUGGGCGUGAAUAGAGCCCUAGAAGCUUCCCUCAUCGAUUUGGCUGCGACAUUCAAGUUUCUGUUUGGAGGAGAUGCGUACAAGGGAGCCAAACCAGUCAAUCCAUCCAAGACCGACGGGUCUACAUGCGUCCCAAAGCCCUGCAGUUUUAUUGAUUCUAGGAUAAUCAGAAGGGGAGAACUCAUUCGCAGUAACAAGGACUUAAUCCAUCUGUUUCAUCAUCAUUUUGGGUUGGGUCAGUCAACUCAAUUCCGAGCAGUCACAAUUCAAACUAUGAACUAUAGUCGCAGUUCAAUGCUGGAAGCUCAGAUGUCUAAUAAAAAUGUUGCUGAAGCUGCGGACAAUCAAGGUAUUAGUCAAUGUUCAGAAAAUAAUGCUAGCAUGGGAAAGCAUCAAAUUGGAGAGAAUGUUUCGAGAAAGGACAAGAUAAAUUUUCUAGUGAGGACGCUUCUCGAUCUAGACGAUAGCAAAGAAGCUGUUUAUAGUGCUCUUGAUGCGUGGGUGGCUUGGGAGCAGAACUUUCCUAUUGCAUCACUUAAGAGAGUAUUGCAAAUCCUUGAGAAAGAGCAACAAUGGCAUAGAGUUGUUCAGGUAAUUAAAUGGAUGCUAAGCAAGGGACAAGGAGCCACAUGGGGACUUAUGCUCAACUAA
Molecule: messenger RNA, 1046 nt
Organism: Carica papaya (papaya)
Lineage: Eukaryota; Viridiplantae; Streptophyta; Magnoliopsida; Brassicales; Caricaceae
Product: PPR containing-like protein
Molecular function (GO): protein binding
Source: RefSeq, a predicted model, not a curated record